Passer domesticus (house sparrow) is the source of this 6448-nucleotide messenger RNA. It is a transcript of the gene FLT1, whose product is annotated as fms related receptor tyrosine kinase 1. The transcript has 30 exons. Gene Ontology annotation, biological process: positive regulation of kinase activity; vascular endothelial growth factor receptor signaling pathway; multicellular organism development. The record is from RefSeq and is a predicted model, not a curated record. Lineage: Eukaryota; Metazoa; Chordata; Aves; Passeriformes; Passeridae. The coding region runs from base 298 to 4278 and encodes 1326 amino acids. Gene Ontology annotation, molecular function: ATP binding; vascular endothelial growth factor receptor activity; growth factor binding. Gene Ontology annotation, cellular component: signaling receptor complex; plasma membrane.
AGUUAUAAAUCAGCGAGGCUGCGGCUGGCGGGUAUCUGAUGCCCGCGGGAGGUGAGGCUGGCAGGGCGGCCCGCAGCGCGCACUCCGUUUCCGCAGGUCGGGCCGGGCCGGGCCGGGGCGGGCGGGUAGGACUCGGGGGCUGCUGGAUGCGGAUUCCGCGCCUCGCUUUGCCGUUGUCUCUUCCACCGCGGGAAGCGCCCAGGACCGAGGAGAGCCCGUCGGAGCCCAGCCGGUGCCUCUGCCCCUGCCUCGCCGCCGUCGGCAGGGAAAAAGCCCUGCGUUCCUGCAGGCAGGACCAUGCCCCGCCAGCUGCUCUCAGGGACCGUGCUGCUGGGAGCCGCCCUCCUGCUCGCAGGGUCUAGUUCAGGAUCAAAACUAAAGGUUCCUGAGCUGAGUAUAAAUGGCAUACAGCACGUUGUUCAAGCUGGCCAGACUUUAAAUCUCACCUGCAGGGGGGAAAUGGUUCAUUCAUGGUCUUUGCCUGAAACUCUUAGCAAGGAUAGCAAAAGGCUGAAAGUAAUUAAAUAUGCCUGUGGAAGGAAUGGGAAGCAGUCCUGCAGCAGUCUGACCUUGAGCAGAACUCAAGCAAGUGACACUGGAAAUUAUAGCUGCAAAUACCCCACAAGUCCAGCAAAAAAGAAGAAGGAAUCUACAAUCUAUGUAUUUAUUAACGAUACAAGCAACCCAUUUGUAGAGAUGCACAGUGAUAUCCCUAAAAUAAUAAACAUGGAUGUAGGAAGAGAAAUGAUCAUUCCAUGCAGAGUCACAGAGCCAAACAUUGUUGUUACUUUAAAAAAGAUUCCACGAGAAACCCUAAUCCCUGAUGGCAAGACAAUAAUCUGGGACAGCAUGCAAGGCUUCAGAAUACCUAAGGCAACUUACAAAUUCAUCGGGCUGCUGAGCUGUGAGACAACCGUCGCUGGGCACACGUACAGCACCAAGUACCUAACGCACAGAGAAACCAACACCAUUUUUGAUGUCCAGUUAAGCACCCCACGUCUCGUCAAGCUGCUGAAGGGAGACAGCCUAGCAAUUAACUGCACUGUCACUGCAGCCUGGAACACCAGAGUGCAGAUGACAUGGACUUACCCUGGAGAGACGAGGAAAAGGGGUUCUGUAACGCAGCGCAUUGACCAGAAGAAUUCAGAGGCCAACAUUUUUUACAGCAUCCUUGUUGUGGACAGAGUGCGGGAUAUUGAUAAAGGCCAGUACACCUGCCACGUGAAGAGCGGGCCAACCAUCAAGGCUGUCAACACAACAGUCAUUGUUUAUGAUAAAAUGUUCAUUAAUUUGAAACGUCGAAGAAAAACUGCGCUGGAGGCUGUAGCUGGAAGAAAAUCCUAUCGUUUGUCGAUGAAAGUGAAGGCAUUUCCCUCUCCAGAGGUUAUAUGGUUAAAAGAUGGGCUACCUGCUGCUGAAAAAUGUGCCCGGUACGUGGUUAAAGACUAUUCGUUAGUCAUCAAGGAUGUUGCUGAGGAGGAUGCUGGAAACUACACCAUAAUAUUGAGCAUUCGACAGUGGAACUUGUCGAAGAAUCUUACAGUCACUCUUACUGUAAAUGUGAAACCGCAGAUAUACGAAAAGGCUGUGUCUUCAUUCCCUGAUCCCAAUCUGCAUUUACUAGGCAGCAAACAAGUGCUAACAUGCACUGUGUAUGGUAUUCCUCCACCUAAAAUUACAUGGAUGUGGUAUCCCUGUAAACAAAACCAUUCUAAAACAAGGCACGGAUUUUGCUUUCAUACUGAAGGAUCUUUCAUUCUGAAAGCUGGCAGCAAUGUAGGAAACAGGAUCCAGAGCAUCACUGAGAGAACAGCUGUAAUAGCGGGCAAAAAUAAGACUGCUAGCACUCUUGUUGUAGCUGAAGCCAAGUCCUCAGGAAUCUACAGCUGUGUGGCAUCCAACAAAGUGGGAAAAUCUGAAAGAAAUGUCAGUUUUAUUGUGACAGAUGUACCAAGUGGAUUCCACAUUAGUUUGGAAAAAAUGCCCAUUGAAGGAGAGAAUUUGGUAUUGUCCUGUUCGGCCAACAAAUUCCUGUACAAAGACAUUGCUUGGAUUUUACCUAGGACGGUCAACAAUCAAACGAAAGCAAAGAAGUCUCACAACAGGGAAUACUCCAUCACCCUCACUCUGACCAUCAAAAACGUUUCCCUGGCACACUCAGGCACCUAUGCCUGCCGAGCAAGGAACAUAUACACGGGGAAAGAAGUGCUUCAAAAGAAAGACGUUACAAUCAGAGCUCAAGAGGCACCAGCCCUGCUGCGGCAGCUUACGGAUCAGACAGUGAACGCCAGUAACUCUGCCAUGUUGGAGUGCCAGGCUCGUGGUAUUCCUGAGCCCCAGAUAUCCUGGUUUAAAAACCAUGAGGAAAUACAGCAAGAACCAGGAAUAAUUUUAGGGCCUGGAAGCCGAAUGCUGUUUAUUGAAAGAGUAAAAGAGGAGGAUGAAGGACUUUACCAGUGCAUAGCCACCAACUUGAAAGGGUCCGUGGAGAGUGCGGCGUAUGUCACAGUGCAAGGCAUAUCAGAAAGGUCAAACCUGGAGCUGAUAACUCUGACCUGUACCUGUGUGGCUGCGACGCUGUUCUGGCUCCUGUUGACACUCUUCAUUCGCAAGCUGAAGAGGCCUCGUUCCUCUGAAAUGAAGACCAACCAUUACCUGUCAAUCAUAAUGGAUCCUGAUGAAGUCCCCUUAGAUGAGCAAUGUGAACGUCUACCUUAUGAUGCCAGCAAGUGGGAAAUUGCAAGAGAAAGGCUAAAACUAGGAAAGUCUCUUGGACAUGGAGCUUUUGGAAAGGUGGUACAAGCAUCCGCCUUUGGAAUUAGGAAAUCACCAACGUGCAGAAUAGUUGCUGUGAAAAUGUUGAAAGAAGGGGCCACAGCAAGUGAGUACAAAGCACUGAUGACAGAGCUGAAAAUCCUAAUCCACAUUGGUCACCAUCUCAACAUUGUGAAUUUGUUGGGAGCUUGCACAAAAAAUGGAGGGCCUCUGAUGGUGAUUGUUGAAUACUGCAAGUAUGGGAAUUUAUCAAACUAUCUGAAGAGCAAAAGGAAUUUUUUCUGCCCUAACAAGGACUCUGCUCUGCAGGGAGAGCCAAUGAAAGAGAAAAGGGAUAUUGAGCCAGUGGAAAGCAAAAAACAAAGGCUGGCCAGUGUCACCAGCAGCGAGAGCUUCGCCAGCUCUGGCUUCCAGGAAGAUAAAAGUCUGAGUGAUGUGGAGGAGGACGAGGAGGAUGCUGAUGACCUGUACAAGUUGCCCCUCACCAUGGAGGACCUGAUCUCUUACAGCUUUCAGGUGGCCAGAGGCAUGGAGUUCCUCUCCUCCAGAAAGUGCAUUCAUCGUGACCUGGCAGCCAGAAACAUCCUUUUAUCUGAGAACAAUGUUGUGAAGAUCUGUGAUUUUGGCCUUGCAAGAGAUAUUUAUAAGAAUCCUGAUUAUGUGAGAAAAGGAGAUGCUCGACUUCCUCUCAAGUGGAUGGCUCCUGAAUCCAUAUUUGAUAAAAUCUACAAUACAAAAAGUGACGUGUGGUCCUUCGGGGUCUUGCUGUGGGAGAUAUUUUCCUUGGGUGCCUCUCCUUACCCCGGAGUCCAAAUAGACGAGGAUUUCUGCAGGAGGCUGAAGGAAGGCACAAGAAUGCGAGCCCCAGAGCAAGCGACCGAGGAGAUUUACCAAAUCAUGCUGGACUGCUGGCAGAGCAAUCCCAACGACAGGCCACGGUUCUCCGAGCUGGUGGAAAAGCUGGGUGACCUGCUGCAAGCAAAUGUCCAGCAGGAAGGGAAAGACUACAUACCCCUCAGCACAAUAUUUACAACAGAAAAUGGGUCUCCCCCUGCAUCUGAUCCUUUGUGCAAUGAAAAUUUUCCUGUUACAAGCUCAAGUUGUGGAAGCACCGAAAAUGUCAGAUACAUAAACACUUUCAAAAUAAACCCCUCCCAGCGCAUAAAGACAUUUGAAGAGCUUCCCAAGAAGGAAACGCUUGUAUUUAAUGAUUAUCAAGCAGACAGCGGGAUGGUGCUGGCUCCAGAGGAACUGAAACGCUUCACAUGGACAGGCAGCAAGCAGAAGCGGACACUCUUUGGCAUUAAAGGUGCCAGCAGGAGCAAGGAGUCAGUGCUUUCUGGAAUAGCCAAGCCGAGAAGCUUCUGCAGUUUCAGCUGUGACCAGCUCAGUGACUCCAAGCGAAGAUACACCUGUGGUUACGCGAUGCUGGAGAAAAUGAUUGCCAGCCGUUCUCCUCCCGACUACAAUUCUGCUGCUCAUUAUUCUCAGCCACCAGUUUAAGUACUUCUAGGCCAAGAUCUAAGCAUGCAGGGUCUCAUGAAACACUAUCAGUUUCAAAACUCUGAUUCAAAUUAUUUUAAUUAUCAUAAAACUUGAAAAGUUAUCACUGGCUUAAUCCCUGUGAUGUGCUUUUCUACAGACUGCAGUACAUGCAUUCAAAAUAGAGCAAAAUAUUAUUGCUUAAACCUUGGCUUUCCCAAACGCUCAACACCAAUAGCUUUUGCUAAAAAUGCUGAGUGCUUCUGCAUCCAGGAAAACCUGGAAGGCUAUUAUUACAGCCUCUGCUCAAACUUGAGUCACUUCUGUCCUGACUGGGAGAGGCAGCUAGGAGUCCUAGAGAGCCUAGAGUCCAGUGCACCAGGCACUGAGGUAUUCACAUCCCAUGGCUGGGGUAUGUGCUGUACUGGAAAAUAAAGGAGCCUUCAAGAAGACAGAAGCUAGAAACAGACUACAAACUAUAUUUUUUAUGAAAACUACUUUGAGAAACUUGUGGGAGGGCUGAUGCUCUGAGGAAGCUGAAUAAGCUAAUUGGGGAUGGGGCAUUAUAUGGAUCUUACUGCUCCAGAUGGCAGAUGCAGUAGGGAGCCUUGCAAGGCAAGAAUUUAAAAUGCACUGCUAAACGCAAUUGGCAAGGAUAGAGGAGAGCUAAGACCAGAUCCAGAGCUGUAACAACAGGGAAUACAUACCAAUUCAGUUUGGACAAUCCUGUUGAAAUCAAGUAAAUAUUGAAGUUUUGCACUUUGUCAGUAAGCCAACACGCACACACUGGACCACAAGGUAGAUAGGUUAAAGUCAAGCUCUGUACACAAAACCUCAUGGACCUUCUAACACUGCACUGAUUAUAUUUUAUUUAUGGGAAUCUGUCUGAAAAGACAGGAUGGCUACUAGACUGCACAAACUUUAAUUGAUCACUAGAGAGUUUGAAGAGAUUAGUUAGAAAUUACAAGACAAUCUGUAAAGUAAGGGCAGCUUUUCUGUGAAGACACCUAAAUUUCCAUGUUAAGUUACCAGUAUGUACAGGAAUAAAAAUGUAUCAUUCAUUUACAGCAGACUUUUGUACAGCAUCUCAGAAAGGUCAUGAGUGUUCUUUGCUCAAGAAGCAUUAGGGUGCACCCAUUCCCUUUCACCUUUGAAUGCAGUAUUGAAAUGAGACAUUUAACACAGCAGCACUGAUAUCUGCCAAAACAAUUACAGCCCAAUGUCAGCUUCUUGUGGUCCACUAAAAUACGUAUUAACUCAAAUGCUACAUGUUAUAUGAUCUCUUGCUCUCUCAGAAUUCAGGCAAAGCGCCGUGAAUGUAACCCACUAACAGACUUUAAGGCAAAUGACCUUUUGCAUAUUUACAAAUAAAAACUAUCUUUGAUAUUCAAGCAAAAUAAAUAUGUACCACUACUUCUAAGUAUCUCUGCAUAAGAGAUCAUCAGUUUUAAGUAUCUAUUGCACUGCCUCUUGUUGGUAAAGCAUAUUUUACCUUGAUAAAGACAGAAGUUUCAGUAUUCUUUUGUUACUAGAACUGAGCAGGAAUAGUUACAGGAUGAUGCAUCUCAAAGGAUGUGUUUGCACAGUGUAAAUAUAUAAAUAUGCUUUUAUGCAUAAAUAUUUAAGAAAACUGGACUACAAAGAUUACUUUUGUAUGAACUCCCAAGUGUCUUCAGAUGUGAAGAACUCCUAUUUUGUCUUGCAUUUUCUGUCUUUAUAUAAUGUGUUUGACUACUAAAUUCAUAUAAUAAAGUUUGCUUUUCAAAAAAAUUUAAGAGUUCUGCCAGCGUCAAAGACUGCUGUGGCACACAAGUCAGCACUGGUAGCACAACAUCUGGCACACAUCCAUCCCACAGGCUGAUUUUCUGAGCAAAGGAGAACAUGGAACAAUCACACAGAAGGAAGGCACACUUCUCGCACAGCAAUCCAGCUACAGUGAGAGAUACCUGUCACUGCUCCCUGUGUGGGUGACAUCCCCUAGGUUCAGCAUAGUUAGGAAGAGCUUACUGCUGUCUAGAGACAAAAAUUCAACUCAGCCUCUGGGAGAGGCAAGGUUUCAUGGUGGGGGAAGACAAAGACAAACAUCCACCACAUAAACCACUCACAAUUCCUGGUUUCUUCAGCAGCUAGAAGAUGCACACCAGAGAAAAGGACAGCAAACAGGGCUAAGGUGUCCCCACCAAAGCCUGUU